AUGGCAGGCAUUCAGGCCAUCCUGCCCAGAGUACUAGCUGUGAGGAGAAGGAGACAACUGGCAAGGUGGCCUCUGGGCUGCGUCUCCACCUCUCCUCACUUCUCCAGCCCCCUGGACUUCCAACAGGGUCUGCCACCUUACUGUGGCCCCACAAGGAACUGUCAUCCCAAAUUCUCUGCACGGCGAACACGAACUACAAUUCCCAGCACGCUGCGGGACUCACCAUACUGUACAAAGUUCCAGAGAGAACUACGACUCCCAGAGUGCCCUGGGCCUACCCAGCUCCAGUCUGUGCCGGGUCAGAGUAGUCCAGCCUCACGGAUACCCCGCAGGCCCGGAAGAGAGUGUCCACGGCUCCUGCAGGCGAGCAAGGCGGGUGCUGCAGCCAUGCUCCGCAGACUGGCCCGGGCCGCAGUCCCGGGGCUCAGGGUGCCCUGGGCGCGGUGGUCUGGGAACUGGGCGAGGGUCCCAGCUCAGGUGGUAGACCUGCGCAGCGACACAGUGACCCGGCCAGGGCCGGCCAUGAGACGCGCCAUGGCCGAGGCGCUCGUGGGAGAUGACGAUUACGGCGAAGACCCCACAGUCCGCGAACUGCAGGAAAAGGCUGCAGAGCUAUUUGGGGUGGAGCGGACCCUGUUUGUGCCCACCAACACCAUGGCCAACCUUAUCUCUGUGAUGGGUCACUGCCGGCGCCGGGGUUCCCAGGUCCUCCUUGGGCAAGAAUGCCAUCUCCACGUCUAUGAGCAGGGCGGGGUGGCUCAGAUUGCUGGGGUGCAUUCCCACCCCCUCCCAGACAUGCCCCAUGGCACCCUGGACCUGAAUGAGCUAGAGCGGGCACUCAGUCGGGGCUUCGGGAGCUCCUACCAUCCAGUCUGCGAGCUUGUGUGUCUGGAGAACACACACAGCAGUGCCGGGGGCCGAGUGCUCCCCAUCGACUACCUCCGCCAGGUGCGCCUCCUGGCCCACACCUAUGGAGCCCGGGUCCACCUGGAUGGGGCGCGGCUGAUGAAUGCAGCCGUGGCUCUGCGUGUGCCCCCUGCCCGCCUUGUGGAGCACUGCGACUCUGUAUCCUUCUGUUUCUCCAAGGGCCUCGGUGCCCCGGUGGGGGCUCUGGUAGGGGGAUCCAAGGACUUCAUUGAAGAAGCCUGGCGCCUCCGCAAAGCCCUGGGUGGAGGCAUGCGCCAGGCUGGAGUGCUGGCUGCGGCUGCCCUGGUGGGACUGGCUGAGGCGGAGGAGGUACUACCAAGGGACCAUGAGAAGGCCCAGAGAUUCGCUACAGGACUCCAGGACCUGGCAUCACCCAUUUGCUCUGUGGAUCCUGCCACCGUGGAGACCAACAUGGUGCUGGUGCAGGUGGCCGGGCUGCCUCCUGGAGAGCUGUGCCAGCGCCUGCAGGCUGUGAGCGCCAAGGAGGUGGCUCGGACUGGCUGUGCCGUGAGCGUGCUGCUGUUCCCCUGGACGGAACACUCUGUGCGGACUGUGUGGCACCGAGACGUAUCUGCUCAGGACACGGAACUGGUGCUGAGGAAGUGGGAGUUUGUACUGAGAGAGUUGAUGCCCUGAGGUCGGGGACCAGGAACCCUGUGCCCUGGCUAGGAUUGAAGUGGGGAGUAAGGGGCCCCAAACCAUUAGCCUGGUGAAGGCCGGUCCUUCUGGGGGAUGAUGACACCACUCAGCCUCUGGUUUCCUCCAGCGACUCUCAUGUGAUGGCCUCAUUCAGUCAGGAAUAACCAGCCAUAGGCUGGGAUAAGAUGUGGGUGAACAUCAAGAGAAGGAA
This is a messenger RNA of Peromyscus leucopus (white-footed mouse), 1777 nucleotides long. Its product is annotated as probable low-specificity L-threonine aldolase 2. NCBI's taxonomy places the organism in Eukaryota, Metazoa, Chordata, Mammalia, Rodentia, Cricetidae. Gene Ontology annotation, cellular component: cytosol. Gene Ontology annotation, biological process: glycine biosynthetic process; L-threonine catabolic process. Bases 1 to 1563 code for a protein of 520 amino acids. The transcript is spliced from 9 exons. Gene Ontology annotation, molecular function: L-allo-threonine aldolase activity. The record is from RefSeq and is a predicted model, not a curated record.